AUGGCACCACUUCGUCUACGCCAUCCGGAAGGUGUAUCGACCUUUCAGUUGGAUUUCGAUAGUGCAACGGUAGGGGAUUUGCAGCAACAAAUAUUCGCAGCAUCCCAGAUUCCCCCUUCCCACCAAGAAAUUAAAUCAGGUUAUCCUCCCAGCACCUUGACGGUCAUACCCGAGUUGCCACUGUCUAGUCUAGGCCUCAGACCUGGAGAACAGAUAAUAGUAAAUCAAAGAGCGAUCGCAGCUGCGGUGCAUCCUCCGACAGCUGGCACUAUGACCCUACCAAUAUCGCAGUCUUUUUCCUCACCUGUCCCUCAACCGAUCGCCACUCCAUCAAGCACCGGGCCUGCGUUCGUGGAAAUAUCAGAUUCCAGUGUGUUAGUGCACAGGGUCGUUCCCGAUGAUAACUCAUGUCUGUUCUCAUCUGUUGCCCUGAUCUUUGAGCAAGACAUCAAUAAAGCGCAGAAAAUGCGGCAAAUUGUGGCAGAUGGCAUACGGAGUAACACGGAGACUUACAAUGAUGCGAUUCUGGGAAUGCCCCGCGACAAGUACAUCUCGACUAUCCUUACACCCUCUGUGUGGGGUGGAGCCAUUGAACUUGGAGUUUUAGCAAAUCAUUUUGGAACGGAAAUCACAUCGAUCGACGUUGAAACUGGACGAAUCGAUCGGUUUACUCCACCAACUGAGAAGAGCAGAGGGGACAGGUGUGUUCUGAUUUAUUCCGGCAUACACUAUGAUGCCGCAACUCUCUCUCCGGCGGUCGAUGCUCCAGCGGAAUGGGAUCAAACCGUUUUCCCCAUAAUGUCCACAGACGAGGAUGACCCUGUCUUGGAAGCGGGCAAAAAACUGGCGACAAUUCUAAGAGAGAGGAGAGCGUUUACGAACACUGCGACGUUUGACUUGAAGUGCGAGAUCUGUGGGAAGGGCUUGAGAGGCGAGAAGGAAGCCAGAGCACACGCUCAGGAAACUGGCCAUGUACGAUUCGGAGAAUACUGA
Messenger RNA from Pisolithus orientalis, 993 nucleotides. RefSeq lists its product as uncharacterized. NCBI's taxonomy places the organism in Eukaryota, Fungi, Basidiomycota, Agaricomycetes, Boletales, Pisolithaceae. The record is from RefSeq and is a predicted model, not a curated record. The coding region runs from base 1 to 993 and encodes 330 amino acids. Gene Ontology annotation, molecular function: cysteine-type deubiquitinase activity. Gene Ontology annotation, cellular component: cytosol; nucleus. Gene Ontology annotation, biological process: protein deubiquitination; endoplasmic reticulum unfolded protein response. The transcript is spliced from 8 exons.